AAGCCAACAACGCACACCCCUCUUCGAUCUUCCCCUUCUUCCUCACAAUGCCUCAUUUCUCCACCAACUCCUCCCAUUUUAGCGCCGCCGUAAAUCUCUCUCAACACCACCCAGAAAAUCCCAUUCAUGGCCACCGUUCCCCAUUCUCUCUGUCUUUCUCCCGCCUCAGACCUUACCGUUAAAUCCCCACUCUUCAAAUCCGCCGCCGUCGGCUGCUUUUUCCCGAUCCGCAAUCGUAAUCCGGUCCAUCUCCGUUCGUCUUCAACUGGGGUUCAGUUCAAUCGAAAUGGGUUUCCUGGGUUGAGUUCGAGAUCUAUGAGAGGGAAGAUUUUGGCGAGUUCUGCUCAGAUUAUGGAUCAGUCGGCGAUUAAAACGGAUUCCUCUGUUCCGACGAUCGUGGAAGUGGAUUUGGGUGACCGGAGCUAUCCGAUUUAUAUUGGAUCCGGUCUUCUCGAUCAGCCUGAGAUUCUCCAGAGGCAUGUUCAUGGGAAGAGAGUUCUUAUAGUCACCAAUGAUACUGUUGCACCAUUGUAUUUAGAUAAAGUUACUGAAGCUUUAACUAUUGGGAAUCCAAAUGUUUCAGUUGAAAGUGUGGUUUUACCAGAUGGUGAGAAGUACAAGGAUAUGGACACACUCAUGAAAGUCUUUGACAAGGCUAUCGAGUCGCGGCUCGAUCGUCGAUGUACAUUUGUGGCCCUUGGAGGUGGUGUCAUUGGUGAUAUGUGUGGUUAUGCUGCUGCUUCUUUCCUCCGAGGUGUUAACUUCAUUCAGAUUCCCACGACUGUUAUGGCACAAGUGGACUCUUCUGUUGGGGGAAAGACUGGGAUAAAUCAUCGUCUGGGGAAGAACUUGAUUGGCGCAUUUUAUCAACCUCAAUGUGUUGUUGUAGAUACCGAUACAUUAAACACACUACCUGAUAGGGAACUGGCUUCUGGGUUUGCGGAGGUCAUUAAGUAUGGGCUUAUUAGGGAUGCCGAGUUUUUUGAAUGGCAGGAGAAGAAUAUGCCUUCAUUAAUGGCAAGGGAUCCAGUCACCUUAGCUUAUGCGAUAAAACGUUCGUGUGAGAACAAGGCUGAGGUUGUAUCAUUGGAUGAGAAGGAAAGUGGACUAAGGGCAACUUUGAACUUGGGCCACACAUUCGGACAUGCAAUAGAAACUGGGUUUGGGUACGGUCAGUGGCUCCACGGAGAAGCUGUUGCAGUUGGCACGGUAAUGGCAGUUGACAUGUCAUAUCGUCUCGGAUGGAUUGAUGAUACAAUUGUAAGCAGAGUUCUUGCCAUUCUAAAACAGGCAAAGUUGCCUACUGCACCUCCCGAAAGCAUGACGGUGGAGAUGUUCAAAUCAAUAAUGGCGGUUGACAAGAAGGUUGCUGAUGGGCUACUUAGGCUAAUUCUCUUGAAAGGUCCUCUAGGAAACUGUGUUUUCACUGGCGAUUACGACAGGAAGGCAUUGGACGAGACGCUUCAUGCAUUUUGCAAGUCUUGAUUUUUAAGAUCUACAAGAGAUCGUUCCAAGUUGUGUGUAAGUUCUGUACCAUAUCGUUUAUGAUAUUGCCCUGGCUCUUCCUCUUCCCCUUAGCUUUAGUCUUCAUUAUAUUUAUUAGAAAAUCCAUGUGCUGAGUGAUUUCUAAUCUGGUAAUGCUAUGUUCUUCAACACGAGAUCCACCAUUCUAGAGUUUUGAAUGAACUACUGAGAUAAAUAAAGUUUUAUCUCUCAUCUCUUGUUUUGUUUAGAUAA
Messenger RNA from Benincasa hispida (wax gourd), 1737 nucleotides. Its product is annotated as 3-dehydroquinate synthase. Lineage: Eukaryota; Viridiplantae; Streptophyta; Magnoliopsida; Cucurbitales; Cucurbitaceae. Gene Ontology annotation, molecular function: 3-dehydroquinate synthase activity. Gene Ontology annotation, cellular component: cytoplasm. Gene Ontology annotation, biological process: aromatic amino acid biosynthetic process. The record is from RefSeq and is a predicted model, not a curated record.